GUUUUAAAGCAAAACAGUGACCAAUUUUGCUUACCAAAGCUGUUCCUGAUAAUGAUUAUACGGCUAUAUAGUUAUAUGUAUUAGAGUAUAGCCGAGUGUUGCCGGCGUCUCUCCGAUCAGUCGCACGGAAGAAUUCGCUCGAACUAGAAAUACCGCGAAGCCCACCAAACGAAACAGUGGAUCCUUAAUAUAAUCCUUACAAAUAGAAACGAACAAAACCAUGGAGGUACAAGUGGGAUGGCCAAAGCUGCUGAAGAUGGGAGCCCAGCUGGUGGGCCACAAGGUGCAACAGUACCGGCUAUCCACGAGUCACACAGUGACUUUGGACACCAAAUACGGACAGGUGCGCGGACUCCAAAGGAAGACGGUCUAUGAUAAGGAGCCGUACUUUGCCUUCGAGGGUAUUCCAUACGCCAAGCCCCCCAUGGGUGACCUCCGAUUUAGGGCUCCUCAGCCACCGGAACCCUGGCAAGGAGUGCUCAACUGCACUACCAAUAGAUCCAAGCCCAUGCAGAGGAACAUGCUUUUGGGAAUUGUCGAGGGCAGUGAAGAUUGUUUGCACCUAAACGUUUAUGUGAAAGUCCUGAAGUCGGAAAAACCGCUGCCCGUAAUUGUGUGGAUCUAUGGAGGUGGUUUCCAAAAGGGCGAGGCCUCCAGGGAUAUUUACAGUCCCGAUUACUUCAUGAAGCAAUCAGUGGUAUUCGUCUCUAUCAACUACAGGUUGGCAGCACUAGGUUUUCUCAGUCUAAAGGACCCGAAGCUGGAUGUUCCUGGAAAUGCGGGACUUAAGGACCAAGUAAUGGCUCUACGUUGGAUAAGCCAGAAUAUCGCUCACUUCAAUGGCGACCCCCACAACAUCACUUUGAUGGGAGAAAGUGCGGGAUCUGCUUCUGUCCACGUGAUGAUGACCACGGAGCAAACACGAGGUCUCUUCCACAAGGCCAUCAUGCAGUCGGGAUGUGCUCUCAGCGAGUGGAUGGAGAGUCCGGAUAACAAUUGGGCGUUCCGGUUGGCCCAGAACCUGGGAUACAAGGGCGACGAGAAGGACGCGGAUGUCCUAAGUUUUCUCAGUAAGGUUAGCGCUCGUCAGAUAGCGGCUGUUGAUCAGAACGUUAUCAGCCAAGAUGAGGUCCGGAGCUUCCUAAUAUUCGCCUUCGGUCCUGUGGUAGAACCCUACGAAACCGACCAUUGUGUGGUGCCCAAAAGACACAAGGAUCUGUUGUCCGGGGCUUGGGGCAACGACAUUCCCGUUAUUGUCGGAGGAAAUUCUUUCGAGGGUCUAUUUUCGUACCAAUUGGUUAGAAAUGAUCCUUGGGCCUUGAAAAACUUUCACAACAUCCUCCCGAGGGAGGUUAGAGAAACCAGCAGUCUGGAAGGGCAGGAUCUUCUGGUUCGGCGACUAAAGAAACUCUACUUCAACAACGAGAUGCAAGAAUCAAUGGAAAUGUUUGAGGCACUGAAUAUAUUUUCGCAUCGCCAGAUUUGGCACGAUACACAUCGCUUUAUUCUCGCCCGCCAGUCUUAUGGCCCCAAAACUCCCACCUAUCUAUACCGUUUCGAUUUCGAUUCCCCGCACUUCAAUCAAUUUCGGCGAUUGGUGUGCGGCGAUCGGGUUCGUGGAGUAUCCCAUGCGGAUGAAUUAUCGUACCUGUUCUACAACAUCAUAGCCUCCAAACUAAAUAAGUCGUCGAUGGAAUAUAAGACCAUAGAGAGAAUGGUGGGCAUGUGGACGUCGUUUGCCUCCAGUGGGAAUCCAAAUUGUCCAGAACUCGGGUCUACUAAAUGGGAGCCCGUACAGCCGAUGGAAAGCGCCGUGGAGAAGUGCUUCAACAUCAGCCACGAUCUUGAAAUGCGAGAAUUGCCGGAGGCCGAAUGCCUGGCUGUGUGGGAUACGUUUUAUCCCAGAGAGUCUCUCUUCUAGUUCUCAACUACAAACACAAGGUCAAGUGUAUAUUUUUUAUUCUUUAAUAACGUUUUUAAAUCUUUUGUCUUAAUAAUGCAUAAAUACAUAUAUUUAUUUUUGAUAAU
Molecule: messenger RNA, 2028 nt
Organism: Drosophila santomea
Lineage: Eukaryota; Metazoa; Arthropoda; Insecta; Diptera; Drosophilidae
Product: esterase B1
Exons: 3
Coding region: 221-1921 (566 amino acids)
Source: RefSeq, a predicted model, not a curated record